UUCUUAAUGAUUUUUCCCGACAAAAUUACUAAUUCUCCAUGUAAAAUAUCAUUAAACAAAUUUUUCUUUUGUAUAUUUUUUCGAGUUUAAACAUGUUUAUAAAUAAAUAUUAUUUAUGUCAAUUACUGUUUCAAGUGAUGAAAAAAACUUAGCAACGGUGUUUCCAUGUCAUUGUACUAUUACAAUAUUACUGUUGAAAAUGUCUUUUGAUGAUAAACAUUUUAUGUGUGCCUCUCAACUAAAUAUAAAAAAAAGAAAGUUAUCAAAAGAUAGCAAAGUCUAUUCUCAGGACGAAAUUAAAAGAGAAUCAGAAGAAGGUAAUUUUUCUGAAGAUGAACAUGUAUUAAUUUCUGAAGAUUCGAUCGAAGAAGAUGGUAAUUCUGGUAAAGAUGAAUUUCAUUUUCUUGCUGAAAUUGCAUUAGGCAUCGAAGAAUGGUCAGAUGACCCACCACAAAGAAGUUGCAUACAAUUUAUUGGAAAUCCUGGAUUAAAGGAAAUAGUGCAAGAACAGACACCUUUUUCUUACUUUUCCCUCUUUUUUACAUCAACAUUUUUAGAACUUUUAGUGGCAGAAACUAACGCAUACGCAGAAAUUGUAUUUUUGCAAGAUUGUGGAGAAAGAGCAAGAAUUUCUGACUGGAAAGACACUACUGUAGAUGAAAUAAAAAUCUUCCUUGGAAUACUAUUUUUGAUGGGACUCAUCAGAAUAAAUCGUAUGAAUGAUUGUUGGAGGAAACAUUAUUUGUUCAAUUUACCUUUUGGAAAAUUUAUGGGUCGUGACCGAUUCUUAUUGCUUUUAAGAUGUCUUCAUUUUGAUCGGUUACAACACUCUGAUGAUAAUUUAAGUAAAGUAACUACUAUAAUUGAUUAUUUCAAUCAAAACAUGGAUAAAAUUUAUAGUCCUUUUAGAGAACUUUUGAUAGAAGAAAGUGUGGUUCUAUGGGGAGGGCAAAUAAAUUCCAGAAAUUAUAUGAUAAAUAAGAAACAUAAAUAUGGCAUAAAAUUACAUACUUUGUCUGAACCAUCUGGUAUAAUUAAUAAAUUACAUGUACAUGGGAGUUCAAGCAACGAAAAUGCAGGAGAUAUGAAUCAUAUCGAAACAAUUGUUGACAAAUUAUUAAGUGGAAAGACAGGGAAAGGCCAUGCAAUUUUUAUGGACAAUUAUUAUAGUAGCGUGUCAUUAAUUAAUGACCUUCUUACAAAUAAAACCUAUUGUACAGGAAGUUUACAACCAAAGAAGCUAGGUAAUCCACCAGAGGUAAUACAGAAAAAAUUACAAAUUGGAGAGUUUGUAUAUAAGUAUAACAAACAAGGAGUUUGUUGUUGUAAAUGGAAAGACAGAAAGAAUACUUAUAGCAUAUCAAGUGAGUUUGGAGGAGAACUUGUGAAUGUUAAAAAUAAACAGGGAGAGGAGAAGAAGAAACCUAAACUUAUUAUAGAGUAUAACAAACAUAUGCAGAAAGUCGAUAGACAAGAUCAGAUGCUAUCGUAUUAUCCUUUAACACAUAAAACUCUACAGUGGUAUAAAAAACUGGGCAUACAUACAAUGCAUAUAAUGCUCAAUAAUGCUCACAUUCUUUAUAAUAAAUAUUGCGGUACCAUAAAAAAAGAUUUGCACGAUUUUCAGUUUGAAAUUGUUUCGACAUUACUGCCUCCGCCAGAUCAAAAUAUUCCAUCAUUUACACCACAAUUUAAAGUACAUUUACCGGAGUUACUUCCCAAAGGAGCAAACAACAGAAUUAUGAGGAGAAGAUGUAAAUUAUGUAACGAUAAAAAAAAUAUUAGAUUGGAUACAAUUUAUCACUGUUCAGAUUGUCCAUCAAAACCUGGCUUAUGUUUAACUCCUUGCUUCAGAGAAUUUCAUAAAUAUAAGUGAAUUAGUUUUUUUA
This is a messenger RNA of Colletes gigas, 1889 nucleotides long. Its product is annotated as piggyBac transposable element-derived protein 4-like. Lineage: Eukaryota; Metazoa; Arthropoda; Insecta; Hymenoptera; Colletidae. The transcript has 2 exons. The record is from RefSeq and is a predicted model, not a curated record. The coding region runs from base 116 to 1876 and encodes 586 amino acids.